Molecule: messenger RNA, 2006 nt
Organism: Populus trichocarpa (black cottonwood)
Lineage: Eukaryota; Viridiplantae; Streptophyta; Magnoliopsida; Malpighiales; Salicaceae
Product: protein DETOXIFICATION 40
Exons: 7
Coding region: 74-1624 (516 amino acids)
Biological process (GO): xenobiotic detoxification by transmembrane export across the plasma membrane
Cellular component (GO): membrane
Molecular function (GO): xenobiotic transmembrane transporter activity; antiporter activity
Source: RefSeq, a predicted model, not a curated record
UAAGCUAAACCUUCAGUAUAUAUACUUAGCCACUCAUACAAAAUCCUAUAACAAAGAGUGUGAAACACAAAUCAUGUCCUCCAACAGUAUUGAAAACACAAUAGAUGACUCCAGUACUGGAAAUGAUGAGAUUCAUCAACCCAUGUUGCUAGACAAGCAACCAUCCCAGGAGCCAGUAAUCAGUUCUGAACUUGAAGAUGUACUAUCAGAUACAAGUUUGUCAUACUUUAAGCGACUCCAAAGAGCCACCUUCAUUGAGUUAAAGACACUCUUCCAGCUAGCAGGACCAGCAGUUGUGGUUUACUUGCUCAACAACGUGAUUUCCAUGUCAACCCAAAUCUUAUGUGGUCAUCUUGGCAAUCUUGAGCUUGCUGCUUCCUCACUUGGCAACAAUGGAAUCCAAAUUUUUGCCUAUGGCCUUAUGUUAGGGAUGGGAAGUGCGGUGGAGACACUAUGUGGCCAAGCAUAUGGGGCACACAAGUAUGAAAUAUUGGGGAUAUAUCUUCAGAGAUCAACAGUACUCCUUAUGGCAACUGGGAUUCCACUUAUGAUGAUAUACAUAUUUUCCAAGUCUCUCUUGAUCUUACUAGGUGAAUCAGACACCAUUGCAUCAGCAGCUGCAAUAUUUGUGUAUGGCCUUAUUCCACAGAUAUUUGCUUAUGCUGCCAAUUUUCCCAUACAAAAGUUCUUACAAGCUCAAAGCAUAAUUUUCCCUAGCGCAUACAUAUCAGUUGGUGUCCUUGUGGUGCAUCUUUUACUGAGUUGGGUUGCAAUUUAUAAAUUGGGAUGGGGGUUGCUUGGUGCCUCAUUGGUUUUGAGCUUGUCAUGGUGGCUUUUAGUGGGGGCACAGUUUGUUUACAUUCUAGUAAGCCGAAAUUUCAAGCACACAUGGAAGGGAUUUAGUUUACAGGCCUUUUCUGGCUUAUGGGAAUUCUUCAAGUUAUCGAUCGCAUCAGCUGUUAUGCUAUGCCUUGAGACUUGGUACUACCAGAUUCUUGUUUUGAUUGCUGGUCUACUCAAAGAUGCUGAAAUUGCCUUGGACUCUCUGACAGUUUGCAUGACAAUAUCAGGAUGGGUGUUCAUGAUCUCAGUUGGUUUCAACGCAGCAGCAAGUGUAAGAGUAAGCAACGAAUUAGGAGCUGGACAUCCCAAAUCAGCAUCAUUUGCUGUAGUGGCUGUAACUUUAAGCUCCUUCAUUAUAGCUCUGGCCCUAGCUAUUGUUCUGCUCUUACUUCGCCAUGUGAUCAGCUACGCCUUCACUGGUGGUUCCACAGUUGCCGAUGCUGUCGCAGAACUCUCUCCUUUCUUGGCCAUCUCUAUUUUACUAAAUGGAGUCCAGCCUGUUUUAUCUGGUGUAGCUGUUGGAUGUGGAUGGCAAGCAUUUGUUGCAUACGUCAAUGUUGGAUGCUACUAUUUUAUUGGUAUCCCAUUGGGAUGUGUUAUGGGCUUCAAGUUGGACUUUGGUGUUAAGGGAAUAUGGUCUGGGAUGAUAGGAGGCACACUUAUUCAAACUAUCAUAUUAUUAUGGGUUACCUUUCGUACGGACUGGAAUAAAGAGGUUGAGAAAGCAACAAAUCGGUUGAAUACAUGGGACAACAUCAAGCAGCCUCUUUUGAAGGAUUAAAUCAAUCUGUCGUUUCAUUAGCUAAAAACUGUUAUGGGAACAUUAGCAUUCGGCAAUUCUACGAGUUGAAGAUUCCUGAUCACAAUGAUGCCUCCAUUGUGACAAGGAGUUAAUGUCAUUUCUUCUGCUAUUUUUGUGUAAUAGCAACAUCUCGAACAAUAUCAGCAGCUGUUGCCGUUUAUUUUCUUUUCUCCCAAAUCAAAUAAAAAGUGAGAUAUGAUUUUUUUUGUUUUUGUUUUUGGUUUUACGAUGAAGAGUGAUGUCUAUGGUGAUGUAUAGCUUGAAGUUUGAACGGCGAUGUCUAAUGAGGGAGCACACCUCAAUAUUUCCUUGUUCUAGUACACUUUCAAGAAUAAAAAACGGAGUCCUUGUUUUGUUUUAA